Symbiodinium pilosum is the source of this 2733-nucleotide messenger RNA. NCBI's taxonomy places the organism in Eukaryota, Dinophyceae, Suessiales, Symbiodiniaceae. The record is from the annotation of a GenBank genome assembly.
AUGAUGAGAAGUUGGGAGGUCAAUUUUAGCACUUCCCAAGUUGCUCUUGCUGUUGCUGUCGUUGCUGCAGCUGCCGCCGGGCAGUUCUUGCAGCGUCAGCCCAAAGGAUGCAGUGAGGUCAGCGGGCCUAGCAUUUUAGGGAUUUUGCCGCGGCUCUGGUCAUCAAUACGAAGCUACACGUUCUUAGAGCUGCUCACACAAUUGCACGAAACAGAAGGCAACACGUUCUUUCUGCAGUUUGGCAUCCUCCGAUUCUUGGUGACGCCCUUGGUCAUUACCCGCGACCCCCGCAAUGUGGAGCACAUGCUGAAGCACAACUUUAGCAACUAUCCCAAAGGGGCCUUCUUUAAUUCAAUCACACAUGAACUCCUCGGAGCGGGCAUUUUCAACGCCGAUGGUGAGAGCUGGGUUAUGCAGAGGAAGACAGCCUCGCAGAUGUUUACAGCGAACCGAUUCAAAAACCACAUAUGGAGAGUAGUCAGAAAGAAUUGCAACAAGGUCAUCAAGCUGCUUCAUGAACACGAAGGGGUCAGUGUCGAUAUGUUCAAUGUGUUGAACCGCUUCACCCUGGAUUCGAUUGGGGAAAUUGGCUUCGGCGCGUCUAUCGGCUCAUUGGAGAAUUCUGAGUCGCCUUUCCUCAAGUCAUUUGAUGAAGCACAGCGGGUCUUGUUCUGGCGCUUUGUGAUUCCAGGGUGGCGCCUUCUGCGGUUUCUUCGUCUGGGACAGGAACGUGGAGCCGAGAACCACUUCAAGGUUUUGAAAAGUUACAGCAUGAGCAUCAUCACAGACUUGGCGGACAAGCUGGACACAGAAGCGGGUGACAGCUUUGUAGGCCUCUUCAUGAAAGACGACCCAUCGCUCUCUCGUGAAUUCCUGUCAGACAUGGUGCUGAAUUUCCUCAUCGCUGGACGGGACACCACAGCACAAGCGAUGUCAUGGUGCCUCUUUCUGCUCAUGACAUGCAGCAGAGUGCAAGAGAAGGUGCGAAGCGAAAUUUGCCAGGUUCUUGGUGAUGGUGGGGACCUGGACUACGAGAAGCUUAGCCGCUUCCAGUACCUGGAAGCCGUGCUCAAAGAAAGUCUAAGGCUAUACCCGUCUGUGCCGUUGGAUUCCAAGUUCGUCGCCAAUGCGGACACGCUGCCGGACGGGACAUAUGUUCCGCGAGGAACUGCCUUGAUCUACAUGUCCUAUGCCAUGGGCAGGUCGCAGGAGAUCUGGGGCGCUGACGCCUCUGAAUUCCGCCCAGAACGAUGGCUUGAGAUGAAGGGGGUGAAGUCACCCUACGAGAACCCCGUGUUCCACGCAGGGCCUCGAGAAUGCCUCGGGAAGCGUUUGGCAAUGUUGGAGAUGAAGGAAGGCAAGGAAGGCAGGGGCAAAGAGGCCUGCCUUACAAGGAUAAGCUGGUUUGGCGAGACGGUGGCCGCGCAGCUUUCUUGCAGGAGCAAGAAUGAGCAAGAUGGCGCCACCUGUGCCGAUUGCUUUGGUGGUCUGAUCAGCUGCACUGCUACGAAAUGUUGGUGGCCAUGUUCCAGAGGCGGCGACGAAAACCGGGCCUGCCGCGCCUGCACAAAGCAGCACUGUCAGCCGCCUUUUGAGGCGCCCCCUGGAAAGAUGAAACCAAGGUUUUUCGACCGUCGCACAGGCACCCGGUGGUCAGCUGCCAGGGUGGCUGAAAUUUGUCGCGGCAACCUGGCUGAGUGGAUGGCGUGGGCUUUCUUCCAUUGCACUCCAGACGAGGUGUCAGAAGACAGGUGGGCCGAGCUGGUUCAGCUGGUGGACGAAGGUGCUUGCUGGGCUGGCAUCGAUUUCCCGGAAGGUUACAACCCACACGUGCAGGCAAUGCGAUUGACGAUGGAUCCAAUUCCGUCUGAGCAUCGCCCGAUGAUCUACUACAUUGUCACAGCUCUAGCACUUCCUGUGGUAACCCACUACAACUUGGAGAACUUGGGCUUCCGCAAGCAUAAGAGUGGUACCCUUCAGUACUGGCUCCGGCCGGGACGAGGUAAGCGCACGGAACCCCCUAUUGUCUUCUGCCACGGUGUGGGGGUCAACUUGCUACCCUACGAGCAUUUCAUCACGGAGCUGCUGAGGCAAGUGCCAAAGGGCAAGAGCAUCUUCCUCGUGUCUUUGCCGCACAUCUCGAUGCGUAUCAAAGAGGACGUGCCCUCGAGUGCUGAGAUGGUGGCAUGCCUCCGAGAUAUGCUGACAAGCUGGGACUUUGACUCGGCCCACUUUGUCGGGCACUCCUUUGGCUCCAUCGUGGUCGCAUGGAUGUGCAAGAACGCCAAGGAAACUGUCAAAGUCGCAACUUUCCUGGAUCCUGUGUGCUUCCUCCUCAUCAAGCCCGAUGUUUGCUACAACUUCAUGUACAGACAGCCCGAAACUCCAACGCAGCUGCUGCUACACUAUUUCGUCGCACGGGAGCUCUUUAUCGCGCAUAGCCUGUCCCGGAAUUUCUUUUGGUACCAGAACUUACUUUGGCCCGAGGAGCUGGUGAUGCCUACGCUGGUCAUGCUGUCCGGGACGGACUCCAUUGUUCCUGCACAUUCUGUUCGCCGAUACCUGACGGGUUGGCUGCAACAGCAAAGAACGGACACCUUCAGGUUACUGUGGUUUCCGAAUCUGGGCCAUGGAGAGAUGAACUUCGGCCCUGUUGGGCUGGCCGCCGUCAAGCGUAUUGUUGCUGAGAUGAUGGCGCUGGAAGCCAGGCUUCAAAUGGGCCGCCGUAGGUAG